Messenger RNA from Hymenoscyphus albidus, 2032 nucleotides. Lineage: Eukaryota; Fungi; Ascomycota; Leotiomycetes; Helotiales; Helotiaceae. The record is from the annotation of a GenBank genome assembly.
GUCUUCUACCAGCGUCCAGAUCUCCUCCUUUUCUAUUCAGGCGCAAACCACGUUGCUUUCGACGGAUCCUUCGCAAUUGCCAUCACCAUCAUCACACCUUAUUCACCUCCACUGCCAAGAUGUACAUCACAACACCCAUGAGCAUCUCCAUGUCUCGGCGAUUGCCCGCGCACGCCUACUUAUACGAUAACCCCGAUGAUGAACAGACCCCAACCGAGGGAACGCUGACCCGGACCAUCAAGCACUCGAACGUUUUCUAUCGCCUUGCGACAUCGAUCAAGUAUGCUCUCAUGGCAUUUCGUAGCAACUACAUCGUUUGCUACUUCUGCAACGUCAAAUCUUCCACCAAAUUUCACAGUGGAAUAACUUCAUUCGUCUGUCCCUGCUGCGACGCAGAAAAUUUCUUGGAUGAGGUGAGUACCGCUACUCGUUCAUUUCGCAGAUUGCAGACACUGACAUGGCCACGCGCAAUAGAACGGAGACAUUACCGAUCCUCCAGUCUCCCUCGUUAGCGACAACAAUGGAAGCGCAAAUCUGCGCCGCCGUCCCUUGACUGUCCCUCGACUGGACUUUGAAAUCGAAGCCCCAUCUACCAAUACCUUCAGCUUCUGCAAGCAAUGUAGCAACGAGCAGCGUCUCAAGGUCGCAGCCAUCGCCGGUUUCGAAGGCACCUCGGAGGCUGCGCGAGAGGAGUUCGUUCGCAACACCGAACUUCGAUACCCUGGAAUUUGCGAGAAAUGCCGACCGGGCGCCAACGAAGCUCUGAAGCUCUCGUACAAGACUGCCAAACAAGACUUCUUUGGUCAAGUUUUGAGGAAGAGCAGAGCGGAGAAACUGAAUCGUCAACAUACCACUAUCACUGCCAGCAUUGGACGCCUAAUAUGGAUCACCGCCAUCAUCGCUCGCAUCCUCUUGAGCAUCUGCAGCAUCGUUAUCGCUGCCCCUCCCCGUAUUCUCAACAACACCAUCAACACCGCAGUUGACAUGGUUGCAACCGACUCAAUUGUUUGCCUCAUCUUGACCUUGUCCUCCGCCUUCUGGAAUCCAAAGUACAAUGGAUCUCAACCUCUUACUUCACACCUCACCCGGUACACAAAAUGGUAUUUCUUCCAGAUUUUGACAUGCGCGAUUAAUGCAAUCACCUUACUUUAUGUAAACCCGCUUGUCUUCGGAUUAAAUAUUGCCGUGGUUACUAUGAGCUUCCACGUUUCCUUGAUUAUAUUUUACGUUUUGGUAUGGACUUCUUUCUCCAGUUCGUUGCCUCUUCUAAUUAUUUCCAGAUUGCAAAGAUGGCUCUGGAUUCGAUAGAGUCUGCCACACGAAAAACGCCCAAUUGGCGCAACAUUCCACUUAUUGACCCCACGGUACCACGACCUCAACCAAAGGGUCCUGACACAAUGUUUUCCGCCUUGAUUGAUAUAGCGGCGGGUCCAUCUGUCAAUCAAAAUUCUCUAGAAGACUCCAGUAUGGACUGGACUCCCACAGUCCCGAAAACUCCUACUGCACCUGCACCUAGAAAAAUAGCAGCUGAUUUCCAGCUUGCACCACCAAGAUUCUUCGCACCCCAACCACAAGAAAAGGAUGUCGAUGAUGUUGUAGCGUUAUUUGAGAAGAACCUAUCGGUCUCCUCCACUGAUCAUAGAUACAAGAGGUUUACUGUGACGAAAUUUGUGUUGAUUUCGACUGCAACUUUGAUUUUUUGCAUCGGGGUUUGGUUCAGUUUGUGACCUUCGACGCGAUAAUAUCAUGCUUUUUCUGGUUAUUUCGCAUUUUGACACGACGUUGUCAAUCGGACGGGGGGCAUUCAUCGGGGUAUACCCAAAGGAGUUUGGAAAUUGUUUUGUACGGCACUGAAGCGUCAAUUGUCUUGGAAAAGAAUAUUUUGCAUUCGGGAAAAGGCGUUCGAGGGAGUGAUUUGUACAAAUUGAAAGAAGACGGGCGGGAAAUGAACAUGUCACUAGAAGUUGUAUGAGUAGACAGUGCAAUUGUACAUAGACUUUAAUGGGAUGGCCAAAGGUCCUUUGAAUAUUCA